GUCUCAGAUGAGGGUCCCUGGUUAGUGGUGAACUACGGGAACCUGGCCUGGUUGCACUACCACGAGGGAGAACAAGCAGAGAGUCAGGCUCACCUGUCAAAGGUCGACGCCCUGAUGAAUCCAUCUCCAUCCCAGGACGAGCUCCAUCCAGAGAUCUACGCUGAAACAGCCUGGAUGAUGAAGUUCAGCGCAGACAAAAAGCUGCUGGCUGCAGAUAGAGCCAUCAGGACGCAGCCGGACAUGGUGGAGUGGCACACCAGCCAUGUGUUAGUGUUAGUCAGUGCUUAUGACCACCACAACAAAGAGCUGGAGGCUGACAUGAAAAUCACCAGGGAACAUGAUCCAGAGAAUUACCUUGCUGCUCUUCACAGUGAGGCCUGCGCUGAGAAAAGGAACAAAGUAGAAGCUGAAGCACGUGAGUUGGCCAGAAGAGUUUUAAAGCCCGUCAGCAGCUAUAGUGGCAUCAAACCAUUACUGAGGCUGUACUGAAGCCAUGUAUCUAUGGAUGAGGCUAUUGAUCUGGCAGAGGAGAUUCUGGAAAGAAAAAGGUGCACUGCAAUCUGCUACAAGAUGAGGAUCCUUCUGCACAAGGACAAUCCUCUGGAGCACAGCAUGAUCAACAGAGCAGUCAGUCUGUGUCGGGAAGUGAUCUCUCUUUACCCUCAGUCUUCAAUUAAAAGAAAAAUUUACGGACACUCAAAUGACCCAGACGAAGCUGACCAGAUAUACGAAGAACUGCUGGGAAGUGAUCUGGAUCCGAAGGGUCAGAUGUUUUUUAACUACUAUGCAAAGUAUGUACAUUUCAUUGGAAAGGAGAGCUACAGGUCCAUAGAAUAUCACAUGAGGGCAGCAAAGAUAGUGUUUCAGUCUUACUUUGAGAACAGCAUCAGAAUACUGGAGAGGAUUAGAGACAGGAACAGAAACCGAACAACAGGUCCUGGAUAACCUGCAAAACUAAGAGCCUGUAAUACAGAGAGAGCGUCUUCCUGUACUGUGUUUGGAACCACACAAGCUCUAAAUCAAGAAUAAUUAUUGUAAUUAAAUAAGAAUUAAAUUAAACUCUCUCCCCAAACAAAUCUGAGACUGUACUGAUCCAUCCAACGUCAAAUCACUGAUCAAAACUCACCUUAACUGCGUUUAAUGAUUUUAAUAAUACAUUGUUGUUGAGUGUUGUAGAUAUAGCUGUCAUUUCUCAGGGUGUUGUUUUUAUUAUCUUUUUCUUUUC
This is a messenger RNA of Morone saxatilis (striped sea-bass), 1225 nucleotides long. Its product is annotated as interferon-induced protein with tetratricopeptide repeats 2-like. Gene Ontology annotation, biological process: defense response to virus. Lineage: Eukaryota; Metazoa; Chordata; Actinopteri; Moronidae. Gene Ontology annotation, molecular function: protein binding. The record is from RefSeq and is a predicted model, not a curated record. Gene Ontology annotation, cellular component: cytosol.